UUUAUUUUCCGGAGUCUCGCAAAAGGUUCCGGCGCCCUCUGCCCCUAACCAAGAUGGCCGCCCAGGAAACUCGGGGCACGUGGGACAUGGCGGCGCUUCCGGUCCCAGUGCCCUCAGUGAAGAUGGCGGCAGUGGAGAAGCGGCGGCCGGCGGUAGCACCGGCGGCCAGUUUCACGGACAACGGCCGGCCGUCGGUGUCCAGGGCGCAAGCGGCCGCCGAGAAUGAGGAGGACUUCCUGCGGCAGGUCGGCGUGACCGAGAUGCUGCGCGCGGCCCUGCUAAAGGUUCUGGAGGCGCGGCCCGAGGAGCCCAUCGCCUUUCUGGCGCACUACUUCGAGAACAUGGGCCUGCGCUCUCCGGCAAGCGGCGGCGCCGGAGAACCCCCGGGACAGCUCCUGCUGCAGCAGCAGCGCCUGGGUCGCGCGCUGUGGCACCUUCGCCUGGCUCACCAUUCACAGAGGACAGCCUUCAACAACAAUGUCAGCGUGGCCUACGAGUGCCUGAGUGCCGGCGGCCGCAGGAAGAGGCCUGGGCUGGAUGGCCGCACCUACAGCGAGCUGCUGAAGCGCAUCUGCAGGGAUGGAGAGGCCCCGGAGGAGGUGGUGGCCCCACUGCUGCGCAAGAUCCAGUGCCGCGACCAUGAGGCGGUGCCGCGGGGCGUCUUCCGGGCAGGCAUGCUGACCUGCUUUGUGCUGCUGGACUUCGUGGCCCGGGCAGGAGCCCUCUUCCGGCUUCUUGAGGCCCCAGGCCUGGCAGUGGCUGACCGCCGUGUGGGCCAGGCCGUUCUGGACACCCUUGAGGGGGCCCUGGGGGCUGGUGACCACACUGCUGUGCCUGCAUGCUACCUGGAGGCCGGCUCGCGCCUGGGACCCGACAGCCUGGCGCUGGCCCUGGACCGUGCAGCGACCGGCCGGAGGCCCAGCUCCCCCAUGUCCCGAGAGGAGUUCCUGGAGAAGGCAGCCGCCCUCUUCAUCGCCAAGGUCAAGCCAGUGGGCUGAGCCUGCUCCUGGGACUGGCCCAGGACAGAGCAUUCCCACCCCUGCACUAGGACAGGGCCACCAGGACACUGCACCCCCACAGCUGUGCACCCACACUCAUAAGCCCAGCUCAGCUGAAAUAAAGUCUGUGGAGGCCUGUGUGCAU
Molecule: messenger RNA, 1143 nt
Organism: Urocitellus parryii (Arctic ground squirrel)
Lineage: Eukaryota; Metazoa; Chordata; Mammalia; Rodentia; Sciuridae
Gene: Tpgs1
Product: tubulin polyglutamylase complex subunit 1
Biological process (GO): protein polyglutamylation
Molecular function (GO): microtubule binding
Source: RefSeq, a predicted model, not a curated record